Messenger RNA from Vitis riparia (riverbank grape), 1531 nucleotides. Its product is annotated as probable polyamine aminopropyl transferase. The record is from RefSeq and is a predicted model, not a curated record. The transcript has 8 exons. Lineage: Eukaryota; Viridiplantae; Streptophyta; Magnoliopsida; Vitales; Vitaceae. Bases 71 to 1063 code for a protein of 330 amino acids.
UACCAAAACAGCCACAAACGGGCAUCAACUGACGAGAAGAUAAGAGAAGUAAGAGGGCAAAACAGAAGGCAUGCAUUGUUGGAGUUUGAUAUCGUUCAAGUGCGUGUUUCCCCAAAUCUGGUGUUCCUCCGCUACCAUUCCUUCCUUCCCUUACCCAAGUUCAUGUUCGUGCUCAACUCCUACAUUCAGUGCCGGAUCUCCUAUUUUCUUUCACCCAAAAGUAAAAGCUCGUGCUGUCCCGGAACCAACCGGCUCUGCGUCGACCGCACAAGAUGAACAAGAGGAUUUUCAAGUUUUAACAGCCAUUAAGAGCGAAUACAACGAUAUAUUAAUCCUCGACACCCCAAAAUCUCGAUUACUGCUCCUGGAUUCCACUCAUAAUGUACAUAGCAUUUUUAAUAAGGAAGAGAAACGGACUGGUUCAUAUUGGGAUGAGUUUGCUAGUUUGCCAGCUAUUGUACCAGAGGGUCCCAUUGCAAUCUUUGGUUUGGGUGGUGGAACAGCUGCACAUCUGCUGCUUGACUUGUGGCCUUCGUUGAAGCUUGAGGGGUGGGAGAUUGAUGAGAUUUUGAUUCAUAAAUCAAGAGAAUACCUUGGCCUUUCCGAUCUUGAGAAACAUAAUCAAGCUGGUGGCAUUCUUCAUGUUCAUGUUGGCGAUGCCCUUUCUCCAUUAGUUAAUGUUCCUGGAGGAUUUGCUGGUAUAAUUAUUGACUUGUUUUCAGAGGGAAAGGUUUUGCCACAGUUACAACAGUAUGGAACUUGGUUGAUUUUGAAAGACAAACUGAUGGCAAAUGGGCGGCUCAUGGUGAAUUGUGGUGGUGCUGAUUAUAAUAGUGCUCAAAUUUCAUCAAUCAAUGGUGUCUGGGUAAAAAAUUCCACACUCAAGGCAUUAUGCAGAGCAUUUCCUGGACAAUUAAGUUGGAAGAAAAUGUCCGAAAGAGAAGGUGAAAAUUAUCUUGCACUUACCGGGCCUUUCCCAGAUUUGAAAUCAUGGUCUGCUACUGUGCCAGGUUGGCUGAGCUCAAAUGUGGAGCAAUGGAGGCCUUGCGGGCCUUUUCCAUGAAAAAUAGUAUGGUCUUGCUUGUCAACUCUUCACACUAACAAAUGAUUUCUUGAGAUAGAGCUUCAAGCAUUUGGCUGCACUAAAGUGUUUAAGAACAGAGAUAAAGUUGCAUCUUCUGUGGUCUAACUCGACAUUCUUUACAUUCUUCAAUCAACUGUUGUAUUCAGUAAAGAGAUGUAGAUCAACUGUUGAAGAUAACCUGUAGCCCUUUGGAAUAGGCUAUAGUUCAUUUGAAGUUUAGCUCCAUGCCUAAGCCAAUCUUGUUAUUUAUCUCUUCUGUUAAUGCUCUGAAUUCAUAGAAUUGGAGUUUAAACACUCCAAACCUAGGCAACUCUUGACAUAUACGUUACAUUAAUGUGCUCUGUGUGUGUAUUUCAGAGGUACUCCAUUUAUGAUUUGCCCUCUUUUAACUCUCUUUUAUGCUUCUAAAGGAGUGUUCAUUUAUGUAUUUGAGAGGUUCUGCAUUUA